Molecule: messenger RNA, 2388 nt
Organism: Lithohypha guttulata
Lineage: Eukaryota; Fungi; Ascomycota; Eurotiomycetes; Chaetothyriales; Trichomeriaceae
Gene: CDC27
Product: anaphase-promoting complex subunit cdc27
Exons: 2
Coding region: 1-2388 (795 amino acids)
Biological process (GO): anaphase-promoting complex-dependent catabolic process; metaphase/anaphase transition of mitotic cell cycle; protein ubiquitination
Cellular component (GO): anaphase-promoting complex; cytoplasm
Molecular function (GO): protein binding
Source: RefSeq, a predicted model, not a curated record
AUGGCGCCUUCAACCACUGUCAAUACCACUCAGUUGAGACACCAGAUAUACUACCAGCUCGACAACAACCUGCUCAAGAAUGCCCUGUUUCUAGCACAGAGACUGGUCGCGUACGAAGGUCCUCGAAGUGCCGAAGCCGCAUACCUUCUGGCGCAUUGUCAAUUUCAAGCUGGGUACACAAAAGCGUCCUUGGACACGAGUCGUUCGUUCGCAGCGAAGGGUACCCACUUGGGCUGUACCCAUGUCUUUGCACAGGCUUGCCUGGAGCUGGGGAGGAAUAUCGAAGGCUUACAGUCGAUCGAGAAGAGUCGGACGUUAUGGCAGAACAGGAAUACUUGGAAUCAGCAUACCGAGUCGAAGAGACAGUACCUACCAGAUGCUGCUGUCAUAUUGUGUCUGAAGGGCAAACUGUGGAGGGCUCACAAGAACAUGGAAGAGGCCGUACAGUGUUGGGUAGCUGCUCUGAAACAAAAUCCAUUCAUGUGGGACGCCUAUACACUUCUGGUCGAGUCUGGUGCUAAGAUAAACGUCCCAGCAAUCUACAAGCUUAACCCAGACAUGGUCGGUAUGAUUCAGGCUCAGCAUGCGUCGAAAGAGAACACAGAUCCACCAAAUGCUUCGCAGCAGCCCACUCAGUCAAUGGCAGAUCCUUUCUUGUCCACACAAAAGCUCAACGGACAUCCCAACGCACUGUAUGAAAAGCUGAAUAAUAGCAAGAUCAAUGUCAACACCGCCAAUGCCAUUCACGACGAUGAUUUGUUACCUACACCCUCGACUGUGGUUGACCACGAAGACACGAUGGCGCAACAAACUAAUGGCAGUUCCAAGUUCGAAUCGUUGUCUGCGCCCUUGCGAAGGCCGAGAAAUACUGUCGAUUCACAAUCGGAGCAACAAUCAAGAUUAAAAGCCACUUCUUCGAGACUGAAGACGAGGUUAAAACCUUCAGUCGAGGAGCCAGACCACGAGCCACCACCACCAGGUCCACCUUCUAAGCGGACUGUGUCCGGUGCUGUGGCUCAAUCCCAGGUAACCGAGCCCAUAAGAAGAACGACAAGGUCACAAACAUCGAGACCGCCGAGCUCCACUUCUACCUCUACUACAACCAAAAUGUCUUCGAUAGCGAACUCAUUAGGUCUGAGGCAAGAGAGAGAAAUCAAAAAAGCCAAGGCGCCUACUGCUAAGCCAAGGACUGCCACCACUCAGACAGUUGGGAGAGCUGUUAGCGGCAAUAGAAUCAAAACUGCUCCUAGUGUCGAGCCGCAAGAUCCUGAUAGUAGAGAGAACCGCCCUCCAUCGAUACCACCUGUGCCAGCCAUGAUGGAGCCAGUACGGAAGGAUGAAGAUCGAGUCGACAAAGAGAUCGAUGGUUUGCGUGCAUUACUUGACCUCUUCUCUCGCAUAGCCUCCGCGCAUAAUGCUCUCCAGCAUUACGAUUGCCAGGCUGCUAUCAAUCUGUUCAAUUCCUUACCAUCGAAUCAAAAAGAAACGCCAUACGUGCUGGCACAGAUAGCCAGGGCCUACAACGAAAUUUCGCAGCAUGCAGAUGCAGAAAGAUAUUUCAUUCGUGUGCGCCAACUGGCACCUUCACGUUUGGAGGACAUGGAAAUUUACAGUACAGUGCUGUACCAACUAAAAUCGGAGAUUGAGCUUGCCUACCUUGCUCAUGAAAUGGUAGAGGUUGAGCGAAACUCGCCGCAAACGUGGAUAGCAAUUGGAAACUCUUUCUCUUUGCAACGUGAACACGAGCAAGCUCUGAAAUGCUUCAAGCGUGCGACACAGCUGGACCCAUCAUUUGCCUAUGGGUUUACGUUACAAGGUCACGAAUACAUUGAAAACGAAGAAUUUCCUAAGGCGCUGGAAGCCUACCGCAUGGCCAUUUCUGCUGACAACCGUCACUAUAAUGCUUGGUAUGGUCUCGGUAAGGUCUACACCAAGCUUGGGAAAUAUCCUACUGCUCAGGUACACUAUCAAACAGCUGCGAGCAUCAACCCAUCCAAUGCAGUUCUCACAUGUGCUAUCGGCACUGUUGUGGAAAAGAAUAAGGGUGUCGAACAUGCACUGAAGUUCUACGACCGUGCAUGCCGACUUGCGCCGAAGAACGCGCUGAGCAGGUUCAAGAAGGCACGAUGCUUGAUGAGCAUGAACCAACCUGAAGAGGCGUUGGCUGAGCUGGAAGUCUUGAAAGAGAUCGCGCCGGAUGAAGCUAAUGUUUGGUUCUUGAGUGGACGGCUAUGUAAGAUGCUGGGCAGGAAGAGUGAGGCUAUCAAAGCAUUCACGGUUGCCCUAAACCUGGACCCGAAGGCUGCACAGUUCAUCAAGGACGCGAUGGAGAGUCUGGAUGAUGAAGACGACUUUGUUGACGAUGAUGGAAAUGAGGAUAUGGAUUGA